Messenger RNA from Emericellopsis atlantica, 3722 nucleotides. RefSeq lists its product as uncharacterized. Gene Ontology annotation, molecular function: DNA-binding transcription factor activity. The transcript is spliced from 2 exons. Bases 410 to 3316 code for a protein of 968 amino acids. NCBI's taxonomy places the organism in Eukaryota, Fungi, Ascomycota, Sordariomycetes, Hypocreales, Bionectriaceae. The record is from RefSeq and is a predicted model, not a curated record.
CAACCAACCGUCAUUUAGUAAGCGGCGGUCAGCAAUGUUGCAGAGAGCCUUGGCUGGCGCACCGUGUGUCUUUUUAGAACUGCGGCUGACAUUACCGGGGGAGAACUGAUGUCUAGUAGAUGGGAUGGAGCUGUAGGUACCGGACGCUUCACUUUCAGGCACAGUCAACCGCGCUUGGAAGGCUGAAGAAGCAACAACAGGGGCACAAGGGCCUAGGCACAGGGGUUGGUUCGCCGCCCGCCGCCACCGUGGCUUAGGGUGGUGGGUGGGGCAGCGGCUAGAGCUAGCAAAGGCAGCCUGAUGUGAUAUCAGACGUGUUGGCUCAACGCGUUCUUCGCUCAGGUUUCGAUCCCCCUCCAUCGCCUCUUUCUUGUCUUUUUGCGCUGGCGCGCGCACCUUUUAUGCCAACAUGGCGACCACGAGCCGCGUGGAAAGGCUGCUCGAGACAGUGCGCUCACAGGAGAGGGAAGACCGUGCGAACAGAGAUCGAGUUGGCCGUGAGAUUGCCAGACUUGGCGAUGAGAUCGUUGGAUUCGAAGGCGAGCGCGUCGACCUUGACGCCCGCCUCAAGAAGCACAAGGCGUUCAAGUCGAAGCUCGAAGUUCAUGCCGCGAGCAAAUCGCAACUCGAGUCUGCCAUUGCCCAGCUAGACGCGGAGUUGCGGGAGCAACGUGAGCUAUAUUGUGAUUCCCCCGAUGGCACGUCAUCGAAAAAGUUCUAUCAAGUCUCGCGGCCUCUCAUUGCGCAGUAUGAGGAGAAGCUAAAAUGCGUGCGCAACCUGGACGGAUGGGAGCAGAACCUUGUCGAUGAGAUCGACGCGGAGAACAUCUACCUUCCUGAAUCAACGCCAUUCGAAGAUGGAUCCGGCGAUAUAGAUCGUGGCGAAGAUACAGGUGUGGGUGCGACGGAUGACCGCCCGCAAUCUGUCGGUGAGCAAGCAGCGGACGGUCUUCCUCGCCCCUCUCCACCAAACCCUAGGAGCCAAAACAAACGUCGCCUGUCUCAAAGAAAAGAUACUCCGCGCAAAGUCUCUAGGCUCACAGAACGUACAAUCGAUAUUGACACAUUCUUCCAAAACGGCAAGAGCAAACACAGGAUAUUCAGAGUAAACGGCGACGGGGAGAACUGGUGGAUUGUGUGGUGCAAAGAACACAACAUGACCUUCGGCACCAAGAACUCACUCACAGGCGCUGGCAAGCAUCUGAACUCGAACCGACAUGGGGGCAUGGAUAAGUCACACGAAACAGCCCUUGCACACUUGGGCUACAAGGUUCUCAACUGCACUCCUCAGAUGGUAGACGCGAACAACCGUGCUGUGGAUGCAGAGCUAGAAACCUGCAAGUCUCAUGCUCCUCACAAGAACAGGGAGAGGACAACACUUUCUAGCGGCGGCGACGAUGCUGAAGCCGAUUUUGUCCCCAAGGCUCAUGUUAAGAAGCCGAUGAAGCGCAGAGGUGACACCGCAUCGCAGGCCGUGCUCGAUCCCAAACCUGGUUACAUCUAUCGUGCCUGGAUAUCACAGAACUUUAGGGCGGUAAUCUGCUUGCCACUCCCGCCCACUGUCGAAGCGACUGGCAUCGUCGAGCUGCAGGCGCAGACAGAAGAUCUUGUCAAGGAAAUGGAAACCGAGCCCCCAGUUUGCUAUAGUGAGAGAAAUGGCAAAUUUGUAUGGGCCGAGGACUACGAAGAUCAUGGGCCCAAGGUCCAGGAGCGACAGUAUCCCGUGGUCGUUAUCAACAAUGGCGAUAGGACGAAAUGGACCCGAGCUUGGAUUCCAGCAAACGAUCUCGCGGAAGUCGAGCAGACUGAUCCAUCUCUGCAAUUCAUCGCUAACCGCAACGCUGUUCUCGCAGAGCUACGACGGCGGAAGAACCUCGAGAAAGAUCAAAGUGGGCCUGCCACAGGAAUGCACAGGGCUGCCAGGGUCGCUCCUAUUGGCAACUUUGCAGACUCUCAUGCUCCACCCAGGGCUCGAGAAGAUGUAGAUGAGGUCCCCUCUGACGACCUAUUGAGCUGUGAGAUGGUUGCGGAGAAUGCCCGAGGCCAGGAUGGAGGCAGCCCGGUCGCUGAGCUUGGCAAGCAGCAGACUUCAGAUGUCCAGGACACAGGCACAUCAGACCGUUCUCGUGGCGGAAGUGCCUUGUCCGUGACCAUAGGACCGAAGGUUGAGAUGUCUGUCACUGGUCAAAUUGCGGAAUCGCAGAGCGCAUUUGGCGCAUAUUCAAGUAUGCAUGACUCAACCACUUCCGAACCCAUGGACACCGACCGGUUGGUAGGUGUUAAGAGUGGGAACCUCACACCAACAGACAAGGCGCCGCCACUGGUUUCCAUGAAAAUUGCAGGGCUCCUCAACAGCCCGGAGGUCCUGCCUUCCAGCGCGGACGUGGUCCGUGAUUUUCUUCGGGAUAUAGCGCGAGACGCUCUGCCCUCUACCGAGAGGGACCUGGAGUACCAUACCAGCAAGAGCCGUGAUGCGCGCCCCAACGUGAGCUAUUACAAUGGGCAUCAUGAGGCAACGAUGGGUGCUGAAAGUACCACCCACCACCAGACCGUGGAUUCAGCCACAACCGAACGCACUGCAAAGUCGCUUUCCACAUCUUCCGCAUCGCCUCUCGAGCUGAAGUGUUCUCAAUGCGGGAUCACAUACCGAGAGCAGUCGGCCUUUGACAAACACAUGGAGACCCACAUACGGCCGUUCAUAUGCGUCUUCCACUACGCUGGAUGCAACAAGACGUUCUCAAAGAAGAAUGAGUGGAAACGCCACGUGCUGAAGCAGCACAUCUGCCUCAAAUACUACCACUGCGACUACAUGGAAUGUGCCACCACCACACGAUCCGGGACCACGUGUCGAGCCAACAAGCUUCCUGCUCGCGGUAAAAUCUUUAGGAGAAAGGAUUUAUACAUGCAGCAUGUUCGCCGGAUGCAUCUGUCGAAGAUCAACGCCCGCCAGGACCAGGAGGCCGUGGCGGAGCUGCAGCAACGAGCGCUGCGCACGCGUUGCCAGCUUCCUUUGAAUAUGGCUUGCCCCGCCGAGCAUUGCAAUCUUGACUUUCGCGGAGAUAAGGCCUGGGACGACUGGAUGGAGCACGCCGCUCGGCACCUCUUGGCGGCACACGAGAGACAGGAGCCCGAGGUCGGAUUCGGCGGCUCCCAAGACACCUGCCUCACGGAGUGGGCCGAGCAUCCAGACGUCGAUGUUGCCAGGAGGGUUCAGGGAGGCUGGGCGCUGAACGACCCCUUGCAGGACUGCGAUGAGGUCGCCCGCUCCAGCCCCAGCUCGAACAUUUGCGAUGAGGAUGCCGAAGAGCCAGCCUAGUCCCGUAGAGACUACGCAGCUGGUUCACGCAAUGCGACCUGUCUGCCUUCAUUGAAUCUACCAGAAUUAUCUCCACUAUAUCAAUGAGUGGUCGUCAUAGCGUAUGUAUAUGGGGCUUGUUUCUCGCGUUUGUCCAUAAUUGGGAGAAGACAAACACUUCGAAGGCUGGCUUCCGGUCUGUUAAUGGCAGCCAAGGAGAGCCAAAGGUAGGACGCGGAUAAUUGUCUAAUGGGCGAGGCAUUAUUUUCCAUUCAGUAUUCAUGUAAUUAGACAAUACUGAACAUGUCGUACCAUUCCUUUUGCUGUGAGCACAUUGGCUAUCCGGAGUCGUCAGCAUCCUGUGAGGCCAGGAGAAGUAGGCACCUACUCCGUACCGCCCAUGAGGUAGCUCAAGCAUGGGGUCACC